AUGCUGAGCAUUUUUCUGCUCAUACGACUCGUUGGCUCCGCCUCGAUUUUGACAUCCACAGUGCCUUCUCAUCGAUUUGAUCGUCUCAUCCAUUCUGUUGUCAGAAAAACGAGUCAUGGCGACAUUCUGCAUCCAACGCUGUGCCCAUCCGCCUGUCAGCACCUCUACCACGCCGACAACUUCUCGCAUCAACUGACCGCGUGCGCUUGCCAAUGCCCAGAAUCACGGCCAGUUUACUUGAGUACGGUAGGCUUUUGCGUCGAUCGAAUAAGCAAGGAAGAAUGUCGGGAAACAAUUCGAUGGCAAACCGAUUCACCAGUGGAUCGUCUGGUUCCCGUUGUCAGACUAUCACCGCACACAAUAGUUCUUCCGAACAAUCCACUUCAGUUUUCCGAAGCUGGUGUGAUUGUGAAUUCUGAAGGAAAAGCGAAUUGCACUCUCGGCCGAGUAUUUUACGAAAAUAUUCACCACAAAUGGAAAACGCCGCCGAGGAAAAGCGUACUUUUCGAGUUGACUUAUAUGAACAAUAUGCCAAUUUUAUAUUUUCGAGGAACGGAGUUCGACGCGUCGUUUCUCGCUGGAGCCGUGGUGCAAAUCAAAAUGCGUUGUGACACCCGAAACGAGUCGAAUCAAGAAUUUUGUAUAGCUUUGAGAAUUUCAGGAAUUUCAGGGGAUCCGACGGAUAUCCUUCAACUUAACACCGAAUUUGCAGGCGCGUUUCAGCACGCUGAUCGCGGCGCUGGAAUUGUCGAGGAGCCGGGCUGGAGAAUCGAAAUGAUUCUCCUUCUGGCGUUCGUCGCAUUCAUCGUCAUCACACUGACGUCGACGUUUGUUGUCUGGAACAUUUGCUGGAAAAUCAAGAAAAGAAAACUGAUAAGCGAUUUCCAAAUGCAAUUCAUUCAGCAAUACAGGCAUCAACAAAAUAAGAUGAAUGCUCAACUUUCCAUUGAUGACAUUGAUAUUGAAGAAGACGUCGGCGCACCGCAUGGCCUUCUUUCAAACCGAAGGCGAUUGUAUUUCAGCUCAGAAUAUUUUGAUCGUGAUCUUCUUGAGAAUCCUCCCCCAAUGGCAGAGCAGUUUCUAUACGAUUUACGAAGAAUGGUCGACGUUGCAAAAGAGCGAAUCCGCCAAAGACGAUUCAUUCCCGUCCUUGGAUCGAUAACAGAAGAGCCGGAAGAAGAAGUAGAAACAGAAGAAUCCGUUCAUGGGCAUGAUGAGCAAAUGACGAUUUCUCAGGAAUCCUCACCGCGAAGUGAACCGAAAUCUGUAGACAGUGGUAGAGAAUCGAAAGAAGAUUCUGAAGAUGAUGAAGACGUCAAGCAGGAGUCGAGAGUUUCAGACAUUGUAAAAAAUUUCGAGAAAAGCCUGACGCCAAGACCGUCUCAAUUGCCGAUUUUAAGAACGUCCUCGAUGAAAUUGCGCAAAAAUUCCGAUGAAAAUGGUCCGAAGUUGUCGCGAUUGCCGCAGCCAAAAAGUUUUGUGACGGAAAAAAAGAACGAACUGGAAUGUCGAAUACGAGCGCCGAGUAGUUUUGGCGGUAGAAGCUUAAAAGAACGAAAAGGCUAUGCCGUGUACCCGUCAGACGGCACAUUUAACAAAUCAUUGCCACGACGACCGAAACGACUUGUAACACCGCCAAAUUAA
Messenger RNA from Caenorhabditis bovis, 1644 nucleotides. The record is from the annotation of a GenBank genome assembly. NCBI's taxonomy places the organism in Eukaryota, Metazoa, Nematoda, Chromadorea, Rhabditida, Rhabditidae.